ACAGUGGCUUCCAAGAACAAGAAGGCAAUGCUUUUAUAGUGAGAGCAGGAAAGGACAAACGCAGGCCUCGCUCAGAUCGCACCAUUUGCUCUCUCUCUCUCUCUCUCUCUCUUCCCUGAAGCAAAGCAGAGGAGAAGAACCUCUGCUCUGCUUCUACCAGGAUUACUAUUGAAGGUUGGACUUUGCGGCUUUGAAAGCAAUCACCAUGUUCCGUAGACGGCAUGCUCAUGAUCAGCAGGAAAAUGAUCUUGUGCACCGAGAAGCCAAGGUCAAUGAGCUCAAAGCUGCUAUUGGACCACUAUCUGGACGUAGUUCACGGUUUUGUACUGAUGCAUGUCUAAGGAGGUAUUUGGAAGCCCGGAACUGGAAUGUCGACAGAUCAAAGAAAAUGUUGGAAGAGACAUUGAAGUGGAGAUCAACAUAUAAGCCUGAGGAAAUCCGCUGGCAUGAAGUGGCCAUUGAAGGUGAGACAGGGAAAGCAUACAGAGCAAAUUUUAAUGAUCAUCAGGGAAGGACUGUUCUUAUACUCAGACCAGGAAAGCAGAACACAUCAUCCCAUGACAAUCAGCUCCGCCAUCUGGUAUAUCUCAUAGAGAAUGCAAUAAUUAGCCUGCCUGAGGGUCACGAGCAGAUGGUGUGGAUGAUAGACUUCAGUGGCUGGUCAUUAACAAACUCAGUACCUAUCAAGACCGCCCGAGAAACUGUGAAUAUAUUGCAGAAUCACUAUCCGGAGAGGCUUGCUGCAGCCUUUCUCUACAAUCCUCCGAGGAUCUUCGAAACCUUUUGGAAGAUUGUCAAGUACUUCUUAGAUCCAAAAACAUUUCAGAAGGUGAAAUUCAUUUACCUGAAGAAUGAAGAAAGCUUAGAGCUCAUGAGACAGAACUUCGAUGUUGAGGCCCUUCCUGCUGAUUUUGGAGGAAAAGAUGCUUCGCAGUAUGACCAUGAGGAAUUCUCAAGAUUGAUGGCUAGGGAUGAUGUAAAAACAGAAGGAUUUUGGGGGUUAGAUGAUAAGCCCAGCCGUACUAGUAAGGGGCAUUCAGCUGCAGAGGUGGCUCCUGAACCGGUUCUUGCCACCCCGCAAGUCAGCUAAGGAAGCCCAACUUCUCAGAAACAAUACCAUAAUGCUGAAUUACUGUUAUGUAGAUUCUGAACUAUGCAGAACUAUGCCAUCCUAGAUGGUUUGAGAGGAUUCUCAAGUGGAUUCUCAAGUGUCGGAACUGAUGUGGGUGUGCCUUCCUAGUAUACUUUUACUAAAAGAAGCUGGAACCGAGGUUCCAUUUUCUGCUGAAUAUAGAAAACAUUGCGAUUUAGUUUUAUGCUCCAUUUUCUGCUGAAUGUUGAAUGCAGAGAACAGUUCGGUUUCUCUUGCAGAGAACUGAUGUUUCUUUUCC
Messenger RNA from Magnolia sinica, 1391 nucleotides. RefSeq lists its product as uncharacterized. Gene Ontology annotation, molecular function: phosphatidylinositol transfer activity. NCBI's taxonomy places the organism in Eukaryota, Viridiplantae, Streptophyta, Magnoliopsida, Magnoliales, Magnoliaceae. The coding region runs from base 206 to 1090 and encodes 294 amino acids. The record is from RefSeq and is a predicted model, not a curated record. The transcript has 6 exons.